AUGACUGGAAAUAACCAAACUUUGAUCUUGGAGUUCCUCCUCCUGGGUCUGCCCAUCCCAUCAGAGUAUCAUCUCCUGUUCUAUGCCCUGUUCCUGGCCAUGUACCUCACCAUCAUCCUGGGAAACCUGCUAAUCAUUGUCCUUGUUCGACUGGACUCUCAUCUCCACAUGCCCAUGUACUUGUUUCUCAGCAACUUGUCCUUCUCUGACCUCUGCUUUUCCUCUGUCACAAUGCCCAAAUUGCUUCAGAACAUGCAGAGCCAAGUACCAUCUAUAUCCUAUGCAGGCUGCCUGACACAGCUGUACUUCUUUAUGGUUUUUGGAGACAUGGAGAGCUUCCUUCUUGUGGUCAUGGCCUAUGACCGCUAUGUGGCCAUCUGCUUUCCUUUGCAUUACACCACCAUCAUGAGCACCAAGUUCUGUGCUUCACUAGUGCUACUUCUGUGGAUGCUGACGACGACCCAUGCCCUGCUGCAUACCCUACUCAUUGCUAGAUUGUCUUUUUGUGAGAAGAAUGUGAUUCUUCACUUUUUCUGUGACAUUUCUGCUCUUCUGAAGUUGUCCUGCUCAGACAUUUAUGUUAAUGAGCUGAUGAUAUAUAUCUUGGGUGGACUCAUCAUUAUUAUCCCAUUCCUAUUAAUUGUUAUGUCCUAUGUUAGAAUUUUCUUCUCCAUUUUGAAGUUUCCAUCUAUUCAGGACAUCUACAAGGUAUUCUCAACCUGUGGUUCCCAUCUGUCUGUGGUGACCUUGUUUUAUGGGACAAUUUUUGGUAUCUACUUAUGUCCAUCAGGUAAUAAUUCUACUGUGAAGGAGAUUGCCAUGGCUAUGAUGUACACAGUGGUGACUCCCAUGCUGAAUCCCUUCAUCUACAGCCUGAGGAACAGAGACAUGAAAAGGGCCCUAAUAAGAGUUAUCUGCACUAAGAAAAUCUCUCUGUAA
Molecule: messenger RNA, 939 nt
Organism: Rattus norvegicus (Norway rat)
Lineage: Eukaryota; Metazoa; Chordata; Mammalia; Rodentia; Muridae
Product: olfactory receptor 1500
Exons: 1
Coding region: 1-939 (312 amino acids)
Biological process (GO): G protein-coupled receptor signaling pathway; detection of chemical stimulus involved in sensory perception of smell
Cellular component (GO): membrane; plasma membrane
Molecular function (GO): G protein-coupled receptor activity; olfactory receptor activity
Source: RefSeq, marked reviewed